CGCGGCGCGUCGGGAGCGCAGCGCGGCGCAGCUCGGCGCUCGGCGGAGCGGCGUGCGAGCGACGGGCCCGCGGCUGACGGGCGGCCCUCGCGCCGCGCGUCGCCGCCGCCCCCCGCGCGCGCAGCCCCGCGCGCCCGGUCGGCCGGCGGCGGGCGCCCCCAUGCUGGCAGCCCGCGCCCUGCGCCCCCAGCGCGGGCUUCCCGCGGCCGCCGGCCGCCCCCGGCGGCGCCAUGCACGGCUCGCAGAAGGACACCACGUUCACGAAGAUCUUCGUGGGCGGCCUGCCCUACCACACCACCGACGCCUCGCUCAGGAAGUACUUCGAGGGCUUCGGCGACAUCGAGGAGGCCGUGGUCAUCACCGACCGCCAGACGGGCAAGUCCCGCGGCUACGGCUUCGUGACCAUGGCGGACCGGGCAGCGGCUGAGAGGGCGUGCAAGGACCCCAACCCCAUCAUUGACGGCCGCAAGGCCAACGUGAACCUAGCAUAUUUGGGCGCCAAGCCCCGGAGCCUCCAGACGGGCUUUGCCAUCGGUGUGCAGCAGCUACACCCCACCUUGAUCCAGCGGACUUACGGGUUGACUCCACACUACAUCUACCCGCAAGCCAUCGUGCAGCCCAGCGUGGUGAUCCCGGCCGCACCUGUCCCGUCGCUGUCCUCGCCCUACAUUGAGUACACGCCAGCCAGCCCGGCCUACGCCCAGUACCCGCCGGCCGCCUACGACCAGUACCCGUACGCCGCCUCCCCCGCCACCGCCGCCAGCUUCGUGGGCUACGGCUACCCCACCGCCAUGCCCCAGGCCCUCUCUGCCGCAGCGCCCGCGGGCACCACCUUCGUGCAGUACCAGGCGCCGCAGCUGCAGCCCGACAGGAUGCAGUGAGGGGCGUCCCUGCCCUGGGGACCGUGGCAGCGUCACCCGCACGACAGGCAGGCCCACCAGGCCACGACGGGCCCACGGCCAGCCCGGCUGAGCUUUGGGUGCCACCAGCGCCUGUGGCCCGGGACGGCCGGGAGAUGGCUUCUCCUCAGAUCCAGGUCCUGUCAUGUCGCCAGGGAGGACUUUGAGAAGAAAUUCCUCCUCGCACACGGCGCAGCCUUCUUCCCGCACCUUUUCCUGCCCCUUGUCGCACUCCGGGUGUCCUCAGGCCAGUCCCCUCGGCAGCCUCCAGGUGAGUCCGGCACGGACCCGCCACGGAUCCCAGCUGCCCUUGGGCUGUGCAGAGACUGUCCCUCGUGGAGAUGCCUUACUCCAGGGAGUAAGCAGCUGAUGGACUGUUCAUUGUCACUUGAUCCGCACAGUUUGUGAGCCACAGUCGGGGGAGCGGGCAGACCCCUCCUCGUUGAAUUCUCAUUCUCUACCUUGUUGCACGUGGCGGCUUCCUCGAGGCCCCCGGGGCGCCAGGCGCAGGAGGGCCACCGGCUCCGGCCGGAGAUCUUUCAGUCGAAGCACUGCGACUUUUUUCUUACUCUAAUUGUUUUGCUACUAAGAUGAUUUCAGAAUUUCAGUCUAUUUUUUCAGUGGAGACUGCCGCCACCAAGAAUCCAAAACCUAUUUUUGACUUUGAGCAGUUUGCUUUUGUGGGUUCCACCCGUGGAGACGACGACCGUGUCUCUGUGUAACAGGCGUCUGCCGCCGGCGGGCGGGCCGGAGGGCGGCGCUGGUCUCGGCACCCCCGGGCGGCCGGCGGCGUCUCGGGAGGGAGCGGGCCCAGGCUGCUCAGGGUCUAGACCAGGGGGGCUCCUGGCUGCGGGUGGGGGCCCUCAGCCCUGCCGUGGGGCUUCAGAGCGCAGCACUGGCCACCCCCACCCCUCCUGUUGCCCCCUGCUGAAUGCCGGCCCGACACGUGCCCCUGCCUCCCUGGGAAUUGGGGUGCGGGGGCAACAAGUUCCAACAGCCGUGGGGGCUCCCGCGGGGGCGGCCGGGGUUCCUUCAGACCUACCUCAGGGAGCGGAGGCUCGGGGAGGGACGCGCAGGCGCUCCUCGGCACGCCUGGUAGAGUCGAGGCCCAGGAAAUAAAGGUAGCUAAUAUUAUAAUAAUAUUUUUAUUAGAAUUGUUCUGAUUAUAAAAAUAAAACUUGUUUUCUUUAAAGAAA
Microcebus murinus (gray mouse lemur) is the source of this 2095-nucleotide messenger RNA. RefSeq names its product RNA binding motif protein 38 (gene RBM38). Lineage: Eukaryota; Metazoa; Chordata; Mammalia; Primates; Cheirogaleidae. Gene Ontology annotation, molecular function: mRNA 3'-UTR binding. The record is from RefSeq and is a predicted model, not a curated record. Gene Ontology annotation, biological process: regulation of RNA splicing. Gene Ontology annotation, cellular component: nucleus; cytosol.